AUGCGACAGUCGACAUCAUCUUCUGGACGGACGCACCAAUUGACAAGCCCCUUGAAGCAAGAUUUGGCUGCCCAAAAACGAGAUCAGGCUUACUGCAUACGAUUCAGAUUACCUGAUAGCGAACAUCUCAUGACAGGCCUAGACGCAACAUACACAAAAACUGCCAGCACAGAUCGUGAAUCGGUCUUUUUGUCUCAGGUGCCGCCUGGACAUAUCAAUCUGCUGGGUCGAGUGUAUCUGUCAGAGACAUUUAUGACAUUCGAAUCUCAUGAAAGGCUUGCCGCUCCUCAGCAACACUUGCCUCUCUGUAAAGCUGUCUUUCCUCUCUAUACUGUGAAGCGUGUCGAAAGGAUUCACUCGGGCGCUUACACGUCUGGAGUAGCUAUUGUAACACUUCACAAGAUAGAACAUACCUUUAUGCUUCAUGCCGAGAAGAAUGACUGUGAACAGUUUUGUGAUGCAUUGAAAGGAUUGUUACAAAAGCAAGUGCCUCAUUUUAAAAAAGUCAGGCCUUUUGUUGCUUCAUGUGAGUCCGAGCAUCUCUGUACCGCAGACACGCCUUCACCUCCUGGUGGACUUGGCCUGGAAUUUGGCUAUCCAGAGGAUUCGAAAAAGUCAAAAGAUAAAAGCAAGACAAAAUUAUGGAAGCUCUAUUUUCAAGAAAAUGGAAGAAAUCUAACCAUGAUCCGUUUACCAACAUUCGGUAAGCUCGUACGCGUCGGUUUGCCCAACAGACUCCGAGGCGAAAUUUGGGAAGCCGCUUCAGGAGCAAUGUACUUGAGAUUUGCCAAUCCAGGUGUCUAUCAAGAUAUUUUGGAAAAAUACAAGGGGCAAAAGUCAACAUCAACAGAAGAAAUCGAAAAGGAUCUGAAUAGAUCUUUACCAGAGUAUGCCGGAUAUCAAUCACCAGAAGGCAUCGAUCGACUUCGAAGAGUACUUACUGCCUAUGCAUGGAAGAAUCCAGAGCUCGGUUAUUGUCAGGCCAUGAACAUUGUUACCUCUGCCUUACUGAUAUAUACAACAGAAGAACAAGCGUUUUGGCUACUUCACGUUUUGGUGGAUCGUAUAUGUCCUGGAUACUAUAGUACUAGCAUGUAUGGCGCUUUAUUAGAUCAAAUAAUCUUUGAACAACUUGUAGAAAAGACAAUGCCUAUGCUCUGGAAUCAUUUUAAAAAGACAGAGGUGGAGUUGUCUAUAGCAUGUCUACCUUGGUUUCUCAGUUUAUAUGUCAAUUCGAUGCCAUUAGAAUGCGCUGUACGUGUACUUGAUAUAUUAUUUAUGGAAGGUCCAAGGAUUUUAUUCCAGAUAGGACUGGCUGUUUUAAAGAUAAAUGGUGAAGAGUUACUGCAGACAAGGGAUGAUGGUGCAUUUUUAGAUAUUUUAAAAUCCUUUUUCCAGUCUAUUGAAAGCAGUAAUGAUCAUCGCUCGACCAUAGAAAAAAAAUCUCGAACAAGACUUACAAAAUUGAGUGAGAUGAUGUUGAUUGCUUAUAGAGAAUUUUCUCUUGUGACAGACGAAAUGGUGGUUGAACUUCGACGACAGAACCAGCUCAAAGUGGGAGCAGGAAUUGAAUCAUUCACAAAACGUACGGUCAUCCGGCACUUGAAGGACACAGCCGGCUUUUCAAAGGAAGAUAUUGGAACUAUGUAUGACAAAUAUUUUGGAACCUUGUAUUAUUCCAAUCGAGACACUGGAGGUAAACCAGAGUCAAAGAUGAACAAGGAGACAUUCCAAGCUAUGCUUGCAUCCAUGACACCAUGGGCCAAGUUCAAGAGCACGAAUGAGCACCCAGAUUCGAUCACAGCCAAGGAGUUGAGUACAAGUUUUGUGUACCGUAUGUAUCGAAUGUUUGCAGGUGGAAAAGACGAAUUGAUUGAUUUCCAAAAGAUGGUGCGAGGAAUGAGCGAGAUACUACAAGGAGAUAUCAUGUCACAUAUGGAUUGGUUCUUUAGGCUUUAUGAUGAAGAUAAGGAUGAUGUUUUGACGAGUAAAGAUAUUAUCAAUAUCAGCAAAGAGCUCUAUUGGCUACUGAGUGUUCUUAAAGAUACGGAUAUAGCAUGGGAUGCAGUAACUAGCCUGAUCGUUCACAGUUGUGAACAGUCGGAUAUUGCUAAGGGAACACAACCUGAUGAGGCAACGCUAAAGCAUAGACUAGCCGAUUUAACGAUGAAGAGUAAAGAAGAAUCACUGCAUUUACGUAUGAAGCAACUGGACAAUUCCAUUAUUGCCGAUGUGAUCGAUAUCACUUUACCGUCAUUUCGUAUGGUUGUACUCACAAAUGAAUCUCUCGAAAUGCUGUUUGAUCAUGGAUUUAAGGAUAGCUUUAACUUUAGUAAAUCGGCUGUUGAUAGACAAAAGAGUUUAGGCAGAGAAUUAUUCGAGAACCUGUUUGCUCAAGGACAACGAUUUGCUAAACCAAGCUCUAGUCUGACAGUCAACUCACCUGUAGUCAACAGGAGUAGAUCAGCUUCUACCUCAUCUACAACAGGAGUAGAAGAUAAAGAAGUCGAGACCCUGAUGGAUGAAUGGGGUCAUUUUGAAGUAUAA
Rhizopus microsporus ATCC 52813 is the source of this 2547-nucleotide messenger RNA. RefSeq names its product TBC-domain-containing protein. The coding region runs from base 1 to 2547 and encodes 848 amino acids. The record is from RefSeq and is a predicted model, not a curated record. The transcript has 8 exons. NCBI's taxonomy places the organism in Eukaryota, Fungi, Mucoromycota, Mucoromycetes, Mucorales, Rhizopodaceae. Gene Ontology annotation, molecular function: calcium ion binding.